AUGCUGUGCUCGGCUUGCCAAGAGUUCAUAAACUCUAUAAUGACAAGAGAAGAAAUGUGGCCUAUAUCUCAUCACGAAAGCUGCCGGAGUCUCGAGUGUGCCGUUAAAGCUGGUUGUUAUGCAUGUAAUCGAUUGUGGGCAAUUCUGCCUCAUGACGCGAGAGACUGGAUCCGCGUUGAAGCUUCUAAUUCCCCAGUUGUUCCUCACAGCGCAGGCCUAGAAACUAGCAGUUACCCCGACACAGAUUACCACAAAUGGAUUACCAGUCCGACGGCAAUCACACACGCCUUGCGGGCAUACGAGAAACCUGGACAUGAGGGUGAAGAGUUCUUUCGAAUCACAUAUUCUGAAAGCACCUCUUCGCAGCAGACUUUUGCUCAGGUGGAUUCGUGGUUCCAAGAUUGCAAAAAUAAUCAUGAGAAGUGCAGAGAGGUUGCCACUGAUCCAAAGUGGUACCCAACGCGCCUCAUUGACAUUGGUCCCUUGGAUACAUCGAGUCUUGUCUGCCGCAUUAUUAACACUGGCGAUGAAACUCCUCAUGGCCCCUAUAUGACUUUAAGCCAUUGCUGGGGGAGCAUAAACGGUCUCACUUUGACCAAGAGCAACGCCGCCCAGCUUUUGGAAGGCAUUCUUCCAGAGAGCCUACCACGUCUUUAUCGAGAUGCGGCUUGUUUUGUUCGGAAACUCGGUGUACGUUAUCUCUGGAUAGAUGCUCUCUGCAUCAUUCAAACAGGAGAUGGCUUGGCCGACUGGCGACACGAAUCGACCCUCAUGGAUAAGGUGUAUUCUCACGCAUUCUGCAACUUGUCAGCUCUGUCUGGACUGGAUAGUUCACAUUCCCUAUUUUACAAACGGGACGUCGAUUCUUGCCGACCACCACUUAUUCACUACACUUUCGGAGGUCAGACGAAUCCAAGUUAUCUGGUCGAUGCGAAUUUCUGGGAGGAGGAGGUCAGGCGAGCCCAUGUCAACACGAGGGCAUGGGUAUUUCAAGAGUUCCUUCUUUCUCGACGUGUUGUGUCUUUCGGCGAGCGUCAGGUGUUUUGGAGUUGCCGGUCAGGUCGUGCGGCGGAGAUAUGGCCCCCGGACAUUCCUGUCAAGGAUCCCUACGAAGGUCCGCGUAUCGAGGAUCUUCAGCUUGGCGACAACAGAGCCCGAGGAAAGACGAAAGGCACACUAAAAGCAUACGAGUGCUGGUCCAAAAUCGUAUUCACAUACACUGGCUGCAAGAUCACGUUCCCCAGCGACAGAAUGAUUGCUCUCUCUGCAAUAGCUAAGGAGAUGAUGAAGGUGCUGGGAGAUGAAUACAUCGCAGGCAUGUGGCGUCGCCACCUAGAAUCAGAGCUCCUUUGGAGAGUGCUUACUGUGUCUACUCCUUCUAGCUCGCCGCCUAUCGCCUAUAGGGCUCCCAGUUGGUCUUGGGCCGCCGUAGACGUUCCUGUCGCACCAGGCAGCCUGUAUGAGCCCGACCAUCUGCUCAUCAAGGUGGAGGACUUCCAUAUCGGGUACGUGACUGGCGAAAAAACCGGCCUAAUCUCUGGGGGGUGGCUGCGUUUGUGGGGUAUAUUGAAGCAAAUGAAACUUUACCGUAGCGAAGGGCCGCACAGGAGAGACGAUGACCAUCAUGAACAAGUCUGGAACAUAGUAGUCAACGGGCUCAACCCUAGAGAGGAACAACGCGAGAACCAUGUUGAGUUGGAUAUGUUCCAUGACAAUUUUGACGAGCAGAACGACAAAUCGACAUUGUACUGCAUGCCUGCUAAGUGGCGAGAGGUUCACGUUUUUGACCCUGAAACCAAUGGGUGGACUGAUAGAAUAUGCGAUUACGAGCUUUCUAUGUUGUUGUUCGAAUUGCAGGACAAGGAAAGGUGCCUUUUUCGGCGCCUUGGAAGAGCUCGUUUGUCGACUGGGCCGACAAAGGAAAACGUUCUGAUUCGGCAGGAAGGAGAGAGCGAAUUUCCUUGCGAAGAGUAUCUCGAAGGAAGACACUUGAUCCGUAUAAUCUGA
Messenger RNA from Colletotrichum scovillei, 2007 nucleotides. Its product is annotated as heterokaryon incompatibility protein. Lineage: Eukaryota; Fungi; Ascomycota; Sordariomycetes; Glomerellales; Glomerellaceae. The coding region runs from base 1 to 2007 and encodes 668 amino acids. The record is from RefSeq and is a predicted model, not a curated record. The transcript has 2 exons.